This is a messenger RNA of Anopheles merus, 3301 nucleotides long. RefSeq lists its product as uncharacterized. The coding region runs from base 618 to 2783 and encodes 721 amino acids. The record is from RefSeq and is a predicted model, not a curated record. The transcript is spliced from 3 exons. NCBI's taxonomy places the organism in Eukaryota, Metazoa, Arthropoda, Insecta, Diptera, Culicidae.
UAAUAGAAGCGUAAGACUCAGCGCGGCGCAGACGGUGGUGGCGAGCAGAGCGAGUUGUGGUGAUUGAUAACAGUACGGUGGAGUUGUUGGUCGUUGCAGGAAGAUCGCGUGCUAUCAACAGGUAGUCAGGGUGCAGUGAUAGGGAAGAAAACGUUAUGGAAGGAAAGCGAUGGAACCUGCGUUUGCUGCGAUCCGGAUGCCCAGGACUGGACAAGUUUAGCACGCCCGCCCUGUCAAUAACCUGUGUAUCUUUUAUUGCAACGCAAGCUUAUCAAGGUGUACCGAUCACGAGUGAAAGAUCGGCAAUGUGUUCAAGGGCCAUUCUCGCGCUGAUUUCUGAAGAAGUAACAAGAGAAAUUGGUACAAAGAGGUGAAGUUGUUAUUACUUGCCAAGAGCAGUGCUUGUGUAGAUUGAAGGGUCGCAAUCAUCAAAUCAGAUUAUUUUGGUUGCAUUUGAGUGAUAGCUGCAUAAACACACGUGUACAACAACAAAAUCAACAAAACCCCCGUUAACUGACAAAGACCAAGAUUCACUAAGCGCAGUUUGUGCAUGAUUGUAAGCGAGCAUUAACAAAAAAAAAACACUUACAGGAAGGGAAAGAACGCAUCCACUGAAAAUGCAGUCCGCUCGGAUUGCAUCGCUGCUGCCAGUGUUGCUGCUACUGCUGCUGGCAGCCCUGGCCGAUGGAUGGCCGUACCCGCGACCCCUGCCACAGAACCUACGCCGACUGCCGAGGCGGAACGACUUCGUUGCCUACAAUUUGCACCGCGUCAUACGCCCGCGGGACGUUAACGAUCUGGACGUCGACCAGGCACGAAAGGCCAUGCACGACGUGCACGAAACGAUCGCCGAAGUGCAACGACUUUUGGCCCUCGAUCCUUCGCUUCCCAGGCUAACAAGGGGAGAAAUCGAGGAACUGUUUGAAAAUGUGACACGAGAAGAGUUUGCCAAAUCGCUCCGCGCCGGCGACCAUAAUCGGGCCCAGCACAUGCGUGCCCUUAUGCUGGUGCUACCCUACCACACCAACAAUAUGUCGCCGGAAAAUAUGCAAAAGAUUUACACCCGGCCACCGGUGACGCGCAUCGUUGGGGCUGCUUCCUCGGACAUGAAAACGGGCGCCACCGAUACGUUCCCGGUGACGCCGGCAAGGUCUGUAGCGACCACCACCACGACGGCACCAACGGUCCCACCGCGUAUCACCACGACCGCUGCCAUCCCGGUAACGACGAUCCGAUUUACAACUCCUCGUCCAACCACCUUCCAUCCGACACUCCCGGAGCGAAUGCGUGAUGCCUCCUUCCGGAAGGAGAAUGUGAACGAUCUUCUUGCAUCGAUCGGACUUACCCAAAGCUCGGAGGAACUUUCGACGCCGCCAACGUUCCGUCCAUUGCCCGCCACGAUGACGACGAUACCGCCUUCACUUCCAGCCGUACCGGCAACCGCUGACGACACGCUGAACAAUGCGAUCAAUGUGGACGAUCCGAAGGUGGCCCAGGAGCUGAAAGAGCUGCUGCGUUCGUUCGGUUUGCUAAAGGAAGCGGACAGCGAUGCCAGUGCGAAUAGUCCACAGCCACACGCGGAACGUCUGGUGGACAUUCAGCCAUCGGCGCUGGUACUGCACGAACCGUUGAAGGUGGAAGAAUCUACACCUUUUACGGUCGAGGAAUCGAAACAACCCGCUAUUGAGAUUAAAACGGGUGGACUAACCCAGGCGAACGUAAAGCCAGAUGACUAUGUCGCUUUUAAGCCUCUAUCGAUCGGAUCUUCCACGGACGAUGGUGACGAUGCUAAGCCAAUAGACGAAGAGCUGGACGCACUGCUCAAGUCUUUUGGUCUGCUGGGCCCGGGCGCUCGUAACAAAAAGUCAAUGCAUCCGGAACCGACACAAAAACCACCGAUGGUAAUGAACUCCGUCCCGUCCAUCGAUGCCGACCUGGUUGCACCCCAGCUAAUGUCCGUGCUGGACACGCUAGGCAUACAGAUGAAGCCCUCCGGUGGCAUACCGGCAUCGGCGGGAACGACCACCCCAGCACCAUUGGUUCGGCGGCGUGAGAAAACACCGCGCAAACUGGACCCACCCGCCGACCAAACGCCAUCGGCCGCCAAUUUGCGUGUCAGCAACGAAGACUACCGCAAGCUGGAGCAGCUGUGGCAGACGGUGAAGCAGCUCGAGCAGCUAAAUGCAACGCUGACGGACGAUUCGCUCGACGUGCUCAACCCGAAGCACUACGAUCUCAGCCCGUCGCUGCUUGCCCAGGGUCCGGAUCCGCUGCUCGAAGGGUUGGACGCGCGGGAACGGUUGAACGAGAUCAAGAAGCGUCAGGAACCGGCCACCACCAGUACGGUUACCGCAGAGGUACAAGCGAAGGACGAUGAAGCAUCGGUCACGGAAAGCGACAGUCCUACCCGGUUUAGCUUGCAGCUUAACACGAACGCAGGUGGUAACGACGACACCGAACAGGUGGUGCAGCCAACGGCGACAACGGAAGCCACAGAGGUGGUAGACACGACUACAACGAACGAGCCCACUACCACGACCAGCACCAGCACGACGACGGAAAGUGCACGCAGUGCUGCCCUGGAGGAUUCGUUCCCCUCGUCCGAUCUGGCCGGUGAUCCCGUGAAUGAGGAACCACUGCCGCCUCCGCGCCGCAAUGGAUUCUACUUCCUGUACGACUGGAACACGUUCCUGGAGGUGGGCGAAGAGCCGAACAAGGUUAUCAUUCGGUACAACCCACGGGCGGGAGAUCCUAGCCGCUUCCUACCGGUCACCGUACCGUAGAAAGGGAGGGGUUCCGGUGAACGUUCCGGACUGCAUCGAAAGCCCGGGGUUGUAAAAACGCGUAAAAGUAAACGGCUGGAGAAGGAUGCAAAUAGCUCUUCCUCCGAGGGGUUUCCGCAAGCAAGCGUGUGUACAUAGUAUAGAUCCCUUCCUUGUGUGUACGUUUAGUAGAGAUGAGUUGUAGGAACUAAAUUAACACGUUUUAUUUAUUAUUCUUCUUUCCGCGAACGGACGGAAAGGAGGGUGGCUUCAGGUACUAGUUAAGAAGUUAAGAAGGCAGAUUUCGCAUUGCACAGCAGCAGCGGCGGCGGUGGGUAUGACCAAUAACUAGGCUUUACGGAUACGGGACAAUAGAAGAAGGAGUUGGAGUAGUAUAUCUCCCCGUCGAGAUGUAAAGAGGGCAAGGACAGGCGAUUUUAAUGCCCUCUUACUUAUCGUGCACUCUAACGAUCCUCGUUUUUUGUAUAGAAACACACCGAUCUAGUUUGAAUUAGGGAAAAUAAAGAUAAUAAAUUUAA